Molecule: messenger RNA, 5125 nt
Organism: Dermacentor albipictus
Lineage: Eukaryota; Metazoa; Arthropoda; Arachnida; Ixodida; Ixodidae
Source: RefSeq, a predicted model, not a curated record
GCGACGACGCCCGCGACGCCGGUACGGUGCCGCGGCCAUGCAUGGUGGCUCGGCCGGUGGCCCAGGGGUGUCUUGAAAUAGAAGAAAAUAGUUCGCGCAUUGCUUACGAUUGCUGUCUAUCACUUGUCACUCUUAAUGCGGACUGCUUACGUAGCUGCUUGCAUAAACACCGUAAGGUGUCUUAUUUAAUCAGUUUUGAUAUUGUCGGCUCUGGCCUUUCUUCUAGGAUAAGUUUAAGUGCGGAAGGACACAAGGUCAAGCGCGGAGAGUGGCGGCUAACACAAAAUUUGAGCGGGCAUUAGUCGUUUGUCACUCUCCUUUGUUACUCCCACUGGUACAAACUGACCGCGCUUCCCAGGGCAUUCGCAUGACUUCGCUUUGCACAAUGCUGUGCCAAGAAGAAGGUAACCAGAAAAUUGAUGCAUAUCUCAACUCAUUGGGGUUCUGGAGGAAGCAGAUCGCCGCUGAUGGCUCCUGCUUGUUCAGAGUGGUGUCUGAGCACGUGCACAACACGCAGUCGAAACAUGAAGCUGUACGACGAGCAUGCGUGCAACAUUUACGUGAGAACAAGUCCACUUAUGCAAAGUACCUUGAUGGGGACUUCGAGAACUACCUGUUGAAUAUGGAAAAUGUGAAGGUCUGGGGCGGCCAUUUGGAGAUGCAUGCUAUGGCAACACUUUACAAGAAAGACUUCGUCAUCUUUGACAGCCCAUCCAAAAGUCCCUACUACGCAACUGAAAAUCGCUUCCAAAGUGUGGUGAUGUUGUGCUGCACCCAUGGUAAUCACUAUGAUGCGGUCUACCCAAAACAAGAACUUGAUGCUGCAGCAUUCUGCCAAUCCAUUCUGUACAAAAUUUUGUACGAAGAUGUUUUUGAGAUGGGAGGCGAUGUUGACUUGGCAGUUCAAAUGAUGCUCCAUGACAAGAAAUCCUUCAAGCACAGGAAGCACAUGAACUUUGAGCAGUGGAAAGAGUGUGUAAAGUUGGGCAUAGAGACCAACGUCCUUCCUGAAGAAGAACAGGCCACUGCUUCUGAAGUGGUGACUGCAUUGGCCAACCGAAUAGCCCCAUUCCCAUUUAAAGUUGCCAAGGCAUUGGACCCGACAAUCUACAGGAAUGUUGAAUAUGACAACUGGAAAGAGGCAGAGAAAGAGAAGAUGCGCAGUGAACAACUCGUGAUUCCAGACUUGAAGCCUGGAGUUAAAUGUUUGGUGCAGAUGUCGAGCGACUUGGAAGUCCACAGCACUUCCACCCCAUUCCAAGCUCACAUUCAAAAUGUGGAACCAGAUGAAGGACUUGUCACAGUUUUCGUUGAAAGGCUGGGGAAAAUGUGCACAGUCCCAUAUGACAAAGUUCAGGCACUGCCCCUGCCAGCGCACAAAGUAUUGACUUCGUGCGAAGGGCCUGUUCCACACCAGCUACAGGGUUGCCUCUACCAGCAGACGUUGCUGCCAAGCAUUCAAGAUCUUCCGGAGUCGCAGUGCAGACUUGCACGCAAAGGGAAGGCCAAGGACCUCUCCUUGUGGCUGCCUACAGCGGUCGAUGGAGCACAUCCACCCCUAGACUUCUCUCUUCCGCAGCCUUCGAAUGUCAGUUGCUCACCUCCUGAUGACCAGGUGAGGUUCCCUUUGAGCCCCUCAUCGCCCAUGGACACCAGCCGAUCAGUUUGGACCCAUCCUGUACGAAUGUUGGCACCUGGCAGCCCCUGCGCAUUUCCUCAGCCAAUCAUGUACCAAGAGAAACAAAGGUUUGAAAGCCCUGCAGCCUUUGACUUCACGCCCCAGACAUGUAUACCACCCAAUUGCAGUCAGUCUACUGCACAAGACGUGCCACGGGAAAAUCAUGAUUCCAGAGUUGUAAGCCCUGGUAGUCAAACCCAACUCCCAGCAGCUCACCGUGCUGAAACACCAUACUCUGGCAACUUUACUACUUCUGUGUUUGACCAGUGUAUCGUUGGUCAACCUGCGCACACGGAAAGAGGGUUUCUGAGUGCACCACUGCCUUCAUCUUAUGACUAUGUUGCUGCUCCUUCCUUCACUUACGUAAGCACCUUUUGUUUGAUAUUGCUACGUUACAUUGGUCGACAGGUGAAAGAGAACAAGACUGCACCCUCUCCAGACAUGACGUCUCCCUCUGUGCUUUGCCGUGCUGUCAGCCAACACACCAAUGUAGAUAAGGCUGCCCCCUAUCCAGACAUGAUGUACAGUCCACCACCAUGCACCACUCCAGAUGCCCAUGCCAACGAUACCCCUCUGCCAUAUGGCCAGGAAGUUGCGAUUGUGCAGCAUCCACAGCAGCAACAGUUCGUCGCCUCCUACUUUCCAGUGCCCUUUGCUAACGGCGUAUUCUCCUAUGAGCCACCAGCACCCACUGUUAACCUGGCUGCUCAGCGCUCUAAUGACCCCGAGGGCCGUGACCUACCCAGUGAUGUGGCAACUCGGCGGUUCUUCUACAACAUUGGCCGUGACUACUUUUGGACAUAUGGCACCACUCUGCAACCAUUUGUGCUCCAAUCAACACAGGGCUACAAUAGCAACUUCAACAUGACCCAUGUGCCAUAUGUGGUUGACUCCAGCAUGGUCAUGCCUGAUGUCAGAUGCAGUACAUCAGGCUCUGCCGCAAGCACAAACAGCUUCACUGGAGGUUUGGAUGGAGACCGCUCCCCCUCCUCAUAAUCGGUCUUUGGCGCUGUUGGAAAUGGAAGUCCUUCGGGCGGUUCACCAUCCUUCAGCUAAGAAAUGGUGUCACCAGUUGCUUCACAACCUCCGAACAGACUGCACUGUUUGACAGUGUGGUAGGUUAAGAAUGCUUUUUCUAUGUGGGGGGCACAGGCACAACCUCAUUUCUUACCAUGCUCGCUCUCAUCAUUUGAAAAUUCUGUUUGACUGCAACGUAACCCGUGAUAUUUUUCUGUAUCUGUGAUAAGUGACAGUGCCACUCUGAGAUGACUGCAGCCCUUUGUGUGCACUUUGUCACACUUGAAGUAUAUACAAUCAACACAUACCACCAGUACUUAGCCAUUGUUUAAUAUUAUUGCAUGUAUUGGCAGUUGUUGCAGUAGUAUUUUUCUUGAGAUGUGGAUUGCAUUUCUCAGCACAUGUGAAUGCAGAGCGGGUGGCUGUCGUAUUGUUAAAAUAUAACAGCACACUUUACUGGUAUUUAGGAAUAUAAGCCUUGCUUAUGUUGUGGAACUUUGUGCAAUAGUUAUUGCUGUAUGUUGUGGGCCGGUUUGUUUGGCAGCUAAAUGUCAACAUCAUCAUUGUUGGUAGGUGGUAUGGGUGAAAGCAUUAAGCUUUACUGUGAUAGCUAAUAUAGACAUUAGGUCAUUAGUCAUUUUCUGACACUGUCUGUCCAUCAAAACUCCUAGUCAGGCACACCACUUUAGCACUACCAUGCUGCAGCAUUUGAACAUUGCUAUUUUUAAGUAUGUAUUUACAGCCCUACUCUUGCAAGGCAUUCAAAAGUGGCAGUGCAAUACUUUGGCCAUUCUUGAAAAUGCAGCAUAUUUUAGUCACAUCUAGUCUUUUUUAAAGUUUUGGGCUUACUGUAAACUUCUGAUGAUCAGCAAAUGUGAUCUUCAGAUUUCCAUAGCCCAUAGUAUCUUGUCAUGUCUUUCAAUAUGCAGAAGUUUAUUUUUGUUGGCAACAUUCUUGCUCCACUCAAUUCAAUUACUGCCUUAUUCCUUCAGGGAUCUUCCACACAUAACUUGUACAUGAAAUCAGCAAAUUGACAGCAUGUGUAUCUACUGUGCUCAGCCAUUGUCUCAAGUCGCUGACCUAACUCUCAUUGAGUUAAGUGCAUCAGCAACUGAAUUUUUUCACAGUGUUUCUUGUAGAAUUUUAAUCUGUCUGGAUUACUCUUUAGUCAUUAGUCAAGCCUUGCUCUUACAUUUGUAUCGCACAUCUCAUGCUCCCGCCACUAUGCAUGAUCUCUUUGCCUCUUCUUGUUGUCUGUCCUACAUCUUAUAUUCACAUAUUUUUUUGGUAUCUAUUGAACUAAAAUGUUCUUUUGCCUCCUGUGAGCAGGUCACUCACUCAUACUUAUCAUUUGGCAUGCAUACCUGUGUUACUAAUUGAAUUCCUGCCGAAUUAGAUUAAAAAACUAGGGUAACCAAGAAAGAUUGUUAAACAAGUGCAUGACCUUGUCUCAGCUAUGCUGUGGUUACACAUUGCCCUUGUGUUCAUGGCACCACGUACCUGGACUUUCUUUCUGUUUCUUUCCCUCUUGGUCAUCUGCAAGGUACCGGCUCAUGUCUUAACCAUUCAUAACUGGUUUAUUGGGCAUUGUUGUUACCUCCAAACGUUGAGGUUCAAAUGCCACUGCUACUUUCUUUUUCAUGUUGAAGUAUUCAACAAUAUGAAGUAUUUUAAGGUCUAGCCUGUUUUAUUUUGCUUCUUUUUAACCAAUAAUUUACUCUACAUAGCUUUGAAUAUUUUGUCUUUUUCUCAAAAGUGAUGUUUGCUUCUUAGUGCCUGUUUUUUAGCAAACUCGUGGCAAUAUAGAUGCCAUUGAUACCCCACUUUUUCAAUUUGUCUGUCUCUCAAGAACUGAGGCACAUAUCCCACAACCAUUGUUUUACCUAUUUUAACCUGAUUCAUUGUUUUGUUUGUUAAUGAACACAACUGUCAUCCCACUAGGGUGGUUUCAAGCCUUUUUAGAUUUCUUAACGAUGAAAAAAAAAAGGACAGAGUCACUUUCUUUUCUUUGCGCAGUAUUUCUUACUAACCACAAACUGCCAUGGCCACUAUUGACUUCUGGAUCCUUGCUGUACAUUUUUUUUUUUUUUGCCUCAUGAAUUGAGGCAUGCAUCUCACAGCCAUUGUAUUACCUACUUAAACCUGUUUCAUUGUUUUGUUUGUUAAUGAACACAACUGUCAUCCCACUAGGGUGGUUUCAAGCCUUUUUAGAUUUGUUAACGAUGAAAAAAAAAAGGACAAAGUCACUUUUUUAUUUGCGCAGUAUUUCUUACUAACCACAAACUGCCAUGGCCACUAUUGACUUCUGGAUCUUUGCUGUACAUUUUUUUUUGCCUCAUGAAUUGAGGCAUGCAUCUCACAGCCAUUGCAUUUCCUAUUUAAACCUGUUUCAUUGUUUUGUUUGUUUAUUAAUAAAAAUUUUCAUCCCAC